This is a messenger RNA of Plasmopara halstedii, 1767 nucleotides long. Its product is annotated as dynein-like protein. Gene Ontology annotation, molecular function: dynein light chain binding; dynein heavy chain binding. Gene Ontology annotation, cellular component: outer dynein arm. The transcript has a single exon. The coding region runs from base 1 to 1767 and encodes 588 amino acids. The record is from RefSeq and is a predicted model, not a curated record. Gene Ontology annotation, biological process: outer dynein arm assembly; cilium movement. NCBI's taxonomy places the organism in Eukaryota, Oomycota, Peronosporomycetes, Peronosporales, Peronosporaceae.
AUGGAACUCGCUUACUUGUACACAAAAAAGCGCGAAAGCUUUGGACGCUAUUGCGACUUUCGCGAUGUUGAUGCCCAGGUGCUUGAAUGUAUCCCGGACACUGAUUCCUUGGAGAAUGAGUACGUGAGGCGAAGACCGAUGGUGACUAGGCUCGACACGAUGCCACACAUGUCGGAGCACGAGGUCAAUACAGAGAGACUAGUGACUAAGCACAGCAGUAUGCGCCACGUGGAGGGUGGAUGGCCAAAGGAUGUAGAUCCGGCAGAACAGAGCGACGUGCAGCGAUUUCGAAAAAAAGCGGAGAAGGAUGACGAUUACAAGCAAGCAGUUAAGGCUCUUGGACCGAUAGUGGAACGCGCACUCAAGCAGAACAACACCAUUAAUAUUUAUGAGGACUACUUUGCAGACAUGGGCGAGGCAGCCACGACCGAACAGCCUAGUGCCAAGGGUCUUGCAGUCUUUCGCGAUCCUGAGCCGGUCAAGCGCACAAUUUCGCAGAUUGACUGGCAUCCCGAAAGUCCGCAAAAAAUGGCAGCGUGUUACUGCAUCCUAAAUUUUCAGGAUCCCAAGUUUGCAUCGGCACGGCUUCCAGCCAAUUCUUAUAUUUGGGAUGUUUUAAAUCCAAACAUACCUGAGACCACUCUGAAACCAGCCUCCCCGUUGGUGUGUAUGAGGUACAACCCCAAAUCCGUUGACCAAUUAGUUGGUGGCUUGUACAAUGGAAUUGUUUCUUUUUUCGAUCUCCGCAAGUCUGGCUCGACUCCUGCAGAAUCGUCGACUAUCGAGCACUCACAUCACGACCCCGUCUACGACAUCUUUUGGGUUUCCAGCAAGACGGGAAACCAGUGCUGCUCUGUUUCAACUGAUGGCUGGAUGCUUUGGUGGGACAUUCGUCAUCUCGCUCAGCCGACACAAAAGUUGCUUUUGACCGAUAAGGAUGGUGUGGCAUUCGGUGGAUCGUCUUUGGAGUACAACACGGAAGCUGGUCCUACUAAAUACCUUGUGGGGACAGAGCAAGGUGCCGUUGUUAGUGUAAACAUGAGAAACGUUAAGCAGAACAAUGGCAUCACACUUUAUGACACUGGAGCAGGAAAACAUCACGGACCUGUAAGUGCCAUCCAGCGCAAUCCGACGCACAACAAAUUCUUUCUCACCAUCGGUGAUUGGACUGCUCGCUUAUGGUGCGAGGAUCUCAAGACUCCCAUCAUGAGCACGAUAUAUCACGACUCGUAUGUUACUGCAGGCUGCUGGUCGCCUACACGAGCGGGAGUCUUCUUUGUUACUCGAAUGGAUGGCGUAGUGGACAUCUGGGACUUUUUCUAUCGACAAAAUGAGGUGGCGUACUCGCACAAGGUUGGAGAUGUAGCGCUAUCAUCCAUCACUGUGCAGGGUUACGCUGGAUAUGGGGGUAAGCUUGUUGCUGUGGGGGACUGCAACGGUAUGAUCACACUAUUGGAGCUGUCUGAUGGCCUUGCUGUAUCACAACUUAAUGAAAAAGCUGCUAUGAACGGUAUGUUUGAGCGCGAAGCGAAAAGAGAGAAAAAUUUGGAGGCCAAAGAAAAGGAGCUGCGACGAAAGAUGGCCUUGAUGACAGAAGGAUCGACUGAUGAUCGUGGCGGAAACUACAAAGACGAUAAGAUGGAGGAGCUGUUGCGCACGGUCGACGCAAAUUUCUUAGGAAUGAUUAAAGAAGCGGAGGACUCGGAGAAUAGGAACAUGGAUCACAAGAUUAGCGACGGGCUUGGCGACAAGGGCGACGCAAAUUAG